Messenger RNA from Bipolaris oryzae ATCC 44560, 1089 nucleotides. Its product is annotated as glycoside hydrolase family 5 protein. The record is from RefSeq and is a predicted model, not a curated record. The transcript has 3 exons. Bases 1 to 1089 code for a protein of 362 amino acids. Lineage: Eukaryota; Fungi; Ascomycota; Dothideomycetes; Pleosporales; Pleosporaceae. Gene Ontology annotation, molecular function: hydrolase activity, hydrolyzing O-glycosyl compounds.
AUGAAGGGUUUUUUCACCACGAUAUGGCUAGCCCUCGCCGCCCUCCAUCAAUCGGCGGAAGCCAAUUCCAGUUCCUGGUCUGGCACUAAUAAUUAUUUCCUACAGGCAAUGUCAGACUCUGCUCAGGAUACCUAUAUUCAGACUUUGUCAUCCUACAACAUUAAGGUUGUCAGGCUCUGGGUUAACCAGGCUACCAAGGGCUGUAACAAGGGAAGCCAGCUUGUCAAGGACAUCCCACAGUUGGAAACCACUAUUGGACAAUACAACAGGCAAACUUUGGAUGAGCUGGAUAAGCUAUUGGUCAAGUUGUCUGGGAAGAACAUCAAAGCUAUCAUCUCCCCUCAUGAUUCGAACUCCCUGAUCGGUGACUACAGGAAGGACGCAUAUUGGGCACAUUGGGGCGCUGGAUAUUUCUAUCAAAAGCAGGAAGCCUUCGAUGCAUACGACUCUCGCCUGUCGUACAUUCUCAACUACAAGGGCGCAUACUCAGGACAAGUCUGGAAGAACUGGCCUCAAGCCAUCUUUAGCUUCAAUAUCCAGAACGAACCAAUGACCCCUGAACCCAGCCAGUGCCAAAAUGGUGAUCCUACCGGCUGGAUGUGUGGCCGCGCUAGGCAUAUGCGCAAGGCAGGACUUGAGACCCGUAUCCUAGUCUCUACUGGUGGCCUGGGCGGUGACAUCUCGCACGGAUGCACCUUUCUCCCUGCUGUCACCCAAUGUGACGCCAUCGACGCCAUCUCCAUCCACCGCUACGCUAGUGUGCCUGGCCAAUGGAGCGCCAACAUGCCCAACUGGAUCAAACAAGCUAAUGGAAAAAAGAUCUUUCUUGAAGAAUGGGGCAUAGACUCUCAAAAGUAUGAUCAAAAGUCAGCAUUCGUCUCGGAAGCGACCAACAUGAACUCUGUUGGUCUGCCUCAUCUGUACUGGCAACUCCUGCCCAUAUCGAAUGGCAACUGCAACUACGAUCCCAAGAAGGACAAUGGUGACCCAUUUGGUAUCUACACUAAUUCUGGAGUUCCUUUGGCUGGUCCGAUCAAUGCUGCUACCUCGUCUGGAGCUGCGCAUGACUGGACUGGCACGCUGUAUUGA